Molecule: messenger RNA, 930 nt
Organism: Cucurbita moschata (crookneck pumpkin)
Lineage: Eukaryota; Viridiplantae; Streptophyta; Magnoliopsida; Cucurbitales; Cucurbitaceae
Product: CCG-binding protein 1
Exons: 3
Coding region: 72-689 (205 amino acids)
Biological process (GO): pollen tube guidance
Cellular component (GO): nucleus; cytosol
Molecular function (GO): mediator complex binding
Source: RefSeq, a predicted model, not a curated record
UCAAAUUCCAUCCUUAUCUAUUUUUUGUUCAUCUUCUUCCUCACAAUUGCUCUCGAUUUCUGCAACAAGCGAUGGAAUCAUCCCUUCUCCGUUCUGCUUCAUCUCCUUUACUUCUCGAAUCCACGGAUCUUCUUCGCCGGAUCGGAUCCGUUUCCUCUCCGAGAUUUCCUUCUACCGUUGUUCGUUGUUCUUCCAGAAGCCAUGCUUCUAUUCCGAAGCUCGAGCCGUUUAGUCGCACGAAGCUUGAUCGCGCCAUCAAAGAUCCGCCUCUGGUUGAGAAGUCCGAGAACGAGCUUGCAGAUUACUGCUCGACAUUGGAUGGAGACGAUUCAUAUAGCUGUUGGAAAGCGUAUUUCGAGCUCAAAGAUCUUGAAAAAGAGUCGCCUAAACAAGAAGUGGAGAAACUGAUUCUUCAAGCAGGAGGCGUGAAAUCGCUGAUCGGACUCUUACACGGCAUCGCGGGCAUACACAAGAGGAAGGAAAGCGAAAACGAGGCGAAGAAGCCAUUGAACCGCGUGGAAAGAAGAGUGAGAGAUUGUCCAAUACCAGAUGGAUUGCCGAAAUCCGCAGAGGAAAUUGAAGAAGAAGAAGGAGCGAGAAUGCCGGAUUCACCAUUUACGAGAUUGCUGAGGAGCAAAGGUACAUUCCCUGCCUGGUACACCCCUGCACCCGAUCACGAAACAGAUUGAACAAAAAUACAUGAUCUGUUCUAUGAAAAUCAGUAAUGGUUUUGGCAGAUCGAAUAGCGUAGUAAAAAUUUGUUAUAUAAAAUUAGUGAUUAGGAGACAUCCUUCAGUAUAUGUGAUUUGAUGUGUGUUCUGUUUGAUUGUAUAUUUUACCUAGAAAUGUCUGCUGAAGAAUAUGAUUGAACAGAAUGUUUGAAUCUCAUUCCUGAACAUUUCUUCAAUAAAUACCUAAAUUUUGCUAAUA